This is a messenger RNA of Quercus robur (English oak), 882 nucleotides long. RefSeq lists its product as uncharacterized. The record is from RefSeq and is a predicted model, not a curated record. NCBI's taxonomy places the organism in Eukaryota, Viridiplantae, Streptophyta, Magnoliopsida, Fagales, Fagaceae. Bases 1 to 882 code for a protein of 293 amino acids. Gene Ontology annotation, molecular function: protein binding. The transcript has 2 exons.
AUGGAAUUGCAAGGGGACAGUAGGCGUAAUAGUAAGAAGAAAAAGAUCGUUUUUGCUCCAUCAGAUAAUAAUAAUUGGAGGCCGUGGUCGGAGCUUCCUGAGGCUUUACUUCAUCAGAUAACUAAUUGGUUAGGUGCUAUUGAUUAUCUCUUUUUUGCCCGUGUGUGUAGAACUUGGAGGCUGUACGCUUUGGCAAACAAGCAAGGGUUUAUGGCAUCCCAAUCUCCACUUGUAGUUCUUUUCUUACAUCUGGGAGCGAAAAAUUUUUGUUACUUCUAUAGCAUUGUUGAUCAAAGGUUGUUCAAGGCAUUACUGCCUAGCCUUAUUGGCAAAGAGCUUUAUGGGGUUUCUUUUGGGUACUUGAUCAUCGUAGACAAGAGAAAGAUUUCAGAUUCUGAAAUUUGGCUUCUGAAUCCCUUUACGGGACAUAAACUUUUUUUUCCUAGCCCUCCCAAUCGGUUUCAAUAUGCCACCCUUGCUUCUUUACCUACUCCUUCGCCAGAGUUGAUCAUCAUAUGUUUUUCCGUUGAAUGCUUACAGUUCCGUAGAUCUACGGAUGUCAAUUGGACUCUAUAUAAAUAUGAUAAUCCUCAAAUGAUUUAUAAUUUAGCUCUCUUCAACGGUAAGAUAUAUAUAUCAAAUUAUGAAGGCAUUAGGGUGCUAAAUCUGAAUUCUCUGCAUCCUCAUUUGACCUUGCUGAACGUAAAAAGCAAUACAAAUGUGAAUCCUGGAUCGUGGCAGUUACUGGGUUUUGAUAAACAGCUCCUUGUGAUUUGUGGAGAUUCUGAUUAUGAAGUUUAUGAGCUAAAUUUUUUGAAGAUGGAAUUGGUGAAGAUUCCUAACUUGGGAGAUCAAGCAUUGUUCCAGGAUGGCAUUCUUUGA